AAACAGCUGACGCGCCGCACUCACACACGCAAAGCUUGCGUAGUAGGAAAAACAACAUGCUACUGUGAUGAAAUCGUGCUAGCAUGCGUGGAAAGGCGUAUAUUGUUCUCGUUGUUGAAUCAAACAUUCAAAUUUCCACUCCCGAUCGUGUGCGCCGUGUCCGUUCCGUUAAGCUCAGUUAGAGAAAGGGCUGAGAUAACAAUUAACGCAUUGUGCUGCACUACAAAACCGUUCGCUGCUGUGUGGCGGCGAGGCCAGCCACAUAAGCCAGCCGCGAUUUAGUGUCAUAAUUAAUUGCGGUUUGUUGUAACAGUUCCAGCAGGCGUUAUCAUCGUGGCCCGUUAUCAAACCCAUCACGAUACACCUAGAUCGUUCGGUGACUUUUCAACGUAGCGUUUCCGAUUAGAACGAACCUGUCCGUGGUGUUCGACGGACGACACAGUGCGUGUGAUUGCCAUUGCAGUGAACCGUUGUGGGUCACCAUGAAGAAGGAACAACCUGCCACCGGAGAGCCAGUGUUCGUUGGCAACGGUGUAGAGGAAACGCCAGAAUUGCGUGCCAAGAGCGUUGCCACGGUGAAGCAAUGGCUACUAGACGAGCGGCCCGAUCUCGAGAUCCCCGAGCAAUCGAGGCUGAUUUUGUACUUCCUGCGUACGACCAAGUACGACAUCGAUAAAACGAAGCGGAAGCUAAUGACAUUUCUGAAAAACCGAGAAAAGUUAACGGAAUGGUUUAAGGAUCGUGACCCAUUUCGGCCGGAAGUGCAGGAGCUGCUAGACAUCGGCGUGUUUCUGCCGCUGCACGAGAAAGAUUCACUGAACCGGCAGGUCGUCAUCGUCCGCACGUCGGCCCACGAUCCGGAAAAGCACAAGCAGGACGACGUGUUCAAGGUGGACAAGAUGAUACUGGAUCUGCUGAUGUACCUCGACGAAACCGUGUCCAUACACGGUGUGGUGGCAAUAUUUGAUAUGCAGGGCGUCACGCUCGGUCACGCACUGCAGCUGACUCCGUCCAUGAUUAAGAAAUCCGUCGAAAGCUGGGAGAACUAUCCCUGCAAACCGAAGCUGCUCGAGUUCGUCAACGUACCGGUGCACGUGAACAUCGUGCUGAAUGUGUUUAGGAGUUUUAUGAGCCCCAAGAUGCGAGAGCGCGUUACGAUCUCGCGCAAGGGGUCAUCACUGGAUCAGUCGGUCACGUUGCCGCUGGAGCUUGGUGGGAAUGGGGAAAGCUACUACGAGCUUUCCGAGUACUGGAAGCAAACGGUACAGGACAAUGCAAGGUUUUACACCAAAAUGGAAGAGAACGUGUUCCACUUAUGAGAUUACCAUCUCUACUACUUACGGCUUAGGACAUAGGUUUAGUUGUGUCGAAAUGACCAUUUUCAAAAUAUAGUUUUAAUCACACCUUAAAAGCAA
Anopheles stephensi (Asian malaria mosquito) is the source of this 1415-nucleotide messenger RNA. RefSeq names its product retinol-binding protein pinta (gene pinta). The transcript has 4 exons. Gene Ontology annotation, molecular function: phosphatidylinositol bisphosphate binding. The coding region runs from base 483 to 1319 and encodes 278 amino acids. The record is from RefSeq and is a predicted model, not a curated record. NCBI's taxonomy places the organism in Eukaryota, Metazoa, Arthropoda, Insecta, Diptera, Culicidae. Gene Ontology annotation, cellular component: membrane.